AUGCCUAGUCUUUAUCCAUCAUCAAGACAUCGUACUUUUAUUAGUAAACAUCUUACUAAUCGUGAUGAUGAUGAUGAUGAUGAUGAUGAUCCUGACUCAAUUUAUAAAGAAGCAUUUAUUAUUGAAAUAUUUCAACAUUGGAAAGCUAAAGCAUUAGAACAUCAACAUACAAUGAACAAUUCGGAAAAUAUUACUACAUCUAAUGAUUUUACUCAAACACUUGAACAGAAAACUUCAUCUGUAGAAACAUCAAAUAUGGAAACAAUACCUAAUGAAACAUCAUCAAAUAACAAUAAAGUUGAAUUAACAAAUAUUAAUGAACCAUCAGUAUCAACAAUAACAAUGAAGAAACGAACAACACCAUUACCAAUAUCACAUACACGUCGGAAAGAGUCGGCAAAAAAAUGUAUAACAACAUUAAGUGAAUCUUUAAAUCCAAAUCUACUCGCGCCUCAUACUAAAAAUAAAUAUGGAACAACAACUACAACAAAAAAAUCUACUAAGCCAACAACUAUAUUUAUAGAGCCGAAAAAAACUCAACCAUCACUUUCACAACGUCCAUAUUCUGUCUUUUCAUUUGAAGAAUCUGCUCAAAUGAAUCGUAGAACUUUAUUAGAAAAACAAAAUGGAAUUGGUGAUGAUCAUAGUCCAACAUCAAUUUCUUCAACUUGGACACCAACCUCAUAUAUAACAUCUACACGUUCCUAUCUUCAUUCACAAAAUAGUUCACAUUAUGAUGAUGAAACAUCAAGCGAUGAAAGUACUCAUGAAAGUUUAUUAAUACGAAAUAAAAAAUAUGUAAAGAAAAGAACAAAUAAUCAAGAAAAAUAUCCAUUAUCGAAUCUUUCCAAUUUAAUUAUACCAACAGCUAUUUAUAUAACUGAUCCAAAUGGAAAUUCGCGAACAUUCGAUUUGAAUGAUGAUUCUAUGGAAGAAUAUUUUCAUAGUGGACGAAUUAUUGAUAGAGAUAUUAUUUCAACAAAUACAAAUGUUCCAUAUUUUAAGAAUAUGUCUACUCAUUCUUCAUCAUCUACAGGUGCUAAAGUUUCAUCAAUAGAACAAAUUAUUCAUGAUAAACAUGCCUUACAUAGUAUUGGUGAAGAAGAAGAAGAAGGAUCAAUAGAUAAAUAUAAUUAUGAUGGUAAUAUUUUAUCAAAACAACUUGAUCGUAUGGAAGCAUUUACACAAGUACGAAAAACAAAAUCAAAUGUACAGACAAUUGAUACGAAUCGAAAUCAACAUGAAAAUAAUCAAAUACCAUUAGCAAGACGAUGGAGUGAUGGUUUUGUUAGUGAUGAUGAUAAUGAAGAUAUACCAUCACCACAACGUCCAAUGACAAAAACGCCUAGUGCAACAUCUAUUAUGAAACCUCCAGUAACUCCACCUGUUAAAAUAUCAAAAACGAAAUAUCUUCUUAUGAAAUUACAUUUAACACUAUCACCACAAAAGAAUGACAAUUCAAAUACAUCUGGAACAACAACCAAUCUCCCACCACAAAAGCGUACUGUACGACGAUCAUCGGACAAAAAACAUUCUCGUACAAAUCUUGAAAUACGACAAUCAUCUGUAGAUGAAUCAAAACAAUUAUCUAAUAUUAGUCUUCAUAAUUCAUCAAAUACAUUUUCUUUAACGAAUGCAAUUGAAUUGCAACCAAUACAAAGAACUUCAAAUGUAACAGAUAAUAUAACAAUAUCAAAUAAUGAAAACGAUUCUCAAAAUAAUCAUGAAAAUAAAUUAGAAAGUGUUAAAAAUCAUAUAUCAGCUGCUAAUAGUGAUAUUAUUGAUGAUACAACUGAAACAGUUCAAAUGGAUUCACCUAAAUUAACAUCUUCCAUAAACUGUAUUUACAGUUCACAAUCAAGUCUAAAUAGUGCAUGGGGUGAAACAAGAUUCCAGCAUGAUCAUGACAUAUCUGGUACAAUUGAAUUAAAACUUUCUUAUAAUAUCAAUGCAAAUUCAUUAGAUAUCUAUAUUAAAAAAUGUACUGAUUUAGCUCGUGUUAAACGAAAUCAAACAUCAAAUCCAUAUUGUAAAAUUUAUUUAUUAUCUGAUAAAUCUAAAUCUAGUAAACGUAAAACAACUGUUAAAAAAGAUACGAUAGAACCAGUAUAUAACGAAGCAUUUCGUUAUCAUUUAAGUGCAGCAGAGUUUAAUUCAUGCACUUUAUGGAUCUCAAUGUGGAGUCAAACAUCAUUAGGACAUAAUGAUUUUCUUGGUGAAAUACAUAUUCCGUUAGUUAAUUGUAUCUUAGAUAAAUUUCAAGUAUAUACACUUUUAGCACGAAUGCCAAAAGAUAAUUUAACAUCAAAUAUUGAACCAACGGCAGAUUCUAAUGAAUUACAUUUUGAUUUAACUUUUAUUGCAAAUUCAACAAAUAAAGAAUUAGGAACUAUACAAGUCAAUUCUAUUCAAGGUAAAACAAUUUAUUAUGGAAAACAUAAUUUUGAUAUUAUAUGCAAAGGUCUAUUAAUACCUGAUAAAAUGAAACGAAAAUUAGUAAUAACACGUAAAGGACCAUCACCAAAAUGGGAUAUUCCAUUACGAUGGGAAAAUAUAUCACGUAAUAAUUUAAAAAAUAUAUCCAUGGAAAUAAGUUUAUGGCGUCAAGAACGUUUUCGAAAAACAAUGAUUAGUUUUGUUAGACUUAAUUCAUCCCAAGGACAUUUUGAUGAUAAAUUAAUUAAAUCUUUAAAUACAACAGAAGCAGAAAAAUCUGCUUGGGAAUUAUUUUUACAAAAACCAACAAGUAUACAUCAUAUUCGACUUCCAUUACGAUCAGCAACUAAUGAGCAUAAAUAA
Messenger RNA from Rotaria sordida, 2799 nucleotides. Lineage: Eukaryota; Metazoa; Rotifera; Eurotatoria; Philodinida; Philodinidae. The record is from the annotation of a GenBank genome assembly.